This is a messenger RNA of Scylla paramamosain (green mud crab), 2797 nucleotides long. Its product is annotated as RNA-binding region-containing protein 3-like. The record is from RefSeq and is a predicted model, not a curated record. Gene Ontology annotation, biological process: mRNA splicing, via spliceosome. Bases 279 to 1727 code for a protein of 482 amino acids. Gene Ontology annotation, cellular component: U12-type spliceosomal complex. Gene Ontology annotation, molecular function: pre-mRNA intronic binding; U12 snRNA binding. Lineage: Eukaryota; Metazoa; Arthropoda; Malacostraca; Decapoda; Portunidae. The transcript has 7 exons.
UUUGAAUCUGCAAUGGUCGCCGGGUAGCAAAACAUUUCGGCGCCUUUCAUGGACUAUUCUUUUGUGUAUUCUAGUGAAAACACUUUGCGGCCUUUAUGAAUCAAAUGAAAAUUCAACAAGGGUUCUGUAUUUUUAAAAGAUAACACCUCAAAUAAUCUGUGUGACCUUCAGAAAUGAUCCUUUAGAGCCCAGUGUUUCAAAAUGUGAAGUGGCACGACGACAGUCACGUUGUAUUAGCUUAGCAGGCUGACACUAAGGUGGGCAGAGCAAAUCACAAAAUGCCCACAGAAAUCAAGGUGUGGUCAUUCCACAAGUCAGUUUCCAAGACAGCCAUGAAAGAUCUUCUGAGACAUUUUGGGGCAAGAACAGCCCAGCUUGUGAGACAUCACCACAGAAAUGAUGCAGUUUUGGCAAGCUUUGCAAAUGAAGCUGAUUGCAAAUAUGCUCUGGAAAAGCUUCAUCAACAUGAACUUCUUGGGGUGAGGCUGAAGGCUAUAUACUGGGACUCAGCACUUGCUUUCUCACAGCAGCCUCACAGAUGUAAGGAGAAUGAGAAGCAUGAUAAUGUUACCCAAGAAGAAAAGAUCCUCAAGAAAAUGAAAGAAUUUGAGGUCAACUUGUGUUCCAUUGCACCAGCUCUAGGAAUUCACCAUCCCAUCAUUCCUAAACUAAGGUAUCUGUACCCUCCUCCUUCCCCUUGUGUCAUAGGUAACAUUGCACAGACUCUCAUUGAGGUGCCAAAGUUUUACACUCAGGUCCUGCACUUGAUGAACAAAAUGAACCUUCCCACACCUUUCCAACCUGUUGAAGAUCUCUCUCCUCUCUACCAAAAUCUCUCAGAAGUGCUGUGGAAUAAAGGAAGUGAAGUGGUAGCCAAAAGCAUUACUGUGGAAGGUAAGAGUGAAGAAGGAAUGGACAGUAAUCGAGAAAAUAGUGACCACAAGUCAUCUGAAAGUGAAAGUGAGCUUGAGAGUGAAGGGGAGAUGGAAACUAGUUUCAAAGCCCCUCCUGUUCCCAUUAAGAGGAGACUUAAGCCUCCAAACACCAUCAGAAAAAGGCCAAAACUCUCCCUCCUGAAACAGGCUUCUGUCUCUCAUCCACGAACACCUGAGUUCAGUGUGAGAGACGUCUUUGAAGGGACUGAGGCUCAAGGAUCACGGAAGCUGGAGCUCAGGUUAAGAGACACUAUUCUUCCCCAAAAAGGAGGCUCUGUAAGUGCUGAAAGAACCAGGGAAAGUGGCACCUUUGGCAAAAUGAAGUCAUUGUCAACUGACACCAAGAAUUGCCCUUCUUCAGAGAGCAUGGUGGAGUGGGAGAGGGCAGCUGACAAGUAUAUUAAAAGGGAGGAAAUUCUCAACAACAGGGUUGCUAAAUCAGAGUGGCCAAUACUACCAGUCUUUAAGAACUAUACUCCUGGAGAACCUUCGGUCAAGCUGUAUAUCAAGAACCUUGCUAAAACAACAACUGAAGAGGAUCUGAAGUUCAUAUUUGGUCAUUAUGUUUUCUGGCAGAAUGAAGAUGAAGCUAAACAAUUUUCCAUUUCUUUAAUGAAAGAGGGACGCAUGAAGGGUCAAGCAUUUAUCACCUUUCCCAAAGUGAAACAAGCAUCUGAAGCUCUUGAGGAUGUCAAUGGCUACAUAUUGAAUGAUAAGCCAAUGGUUAUAGCUUUUGGGAAGGUUAAGAAAAAACAUGAAGACAGUUCGACAAAAGAAAAAUCAGAAAAUUGAAUACCAUCAUCUUCAUCACCAACAUCAUAUCCUCCUUUUUACACACUGGAAUGGAAAGGAGGAUGAUUCAUAUCAUUGCUCUUAAAGGUGAGGCCUGAAUGUAGUUUGCUAGUGCUGGAACCAGAAUAGUACUGAAUAUAAUGCGAUAAUUCAUUUGAACAAGUAGUCAGUAUAGGUGAAAGCUUUCAUUAAUAAAAAGAGUGUCAUACUGAUAUAGAAAUGCUUAAAAACAUGAUUUUUUUUUUGCAAAGUAUACAAAACUUAAUAUUAUUCUUUAAGUGUAAAAACAUAGAAUAAUUGUAUUUGUUCCCUUUUUAGUUAUCUUCCAUCUUAUACAUGAUUAUCAUGUAUAAGAUAUUUGUUUACUUAUUUAAUGCUUGGUUGAAAGAGAAUAGAAAAAGAUGUGAAAAAUAAUUCUUGUAACUUGCUACUGCAGGUCAUACCAAACUAAAGAAUGCAGAAAGGAUAACAUCAGUUGUUAUUACACUGUAAUUUUUAUGCCACAAAAGACUCAAGGCUUGUGGUGCAGUUAUCACUGUUCUCAUGACCUCUCCUGCUGGGCAGAAUUUCUUUCCUUAUCAUAUGAAGGUAGAUUAUCAAUCCUAUUUACUCUGGUAAUACAUGUUCCUAUUUUUAUUUUGGUUCCUGAAGUCAGUUAUUAUACAGCAUAAGCAGUUUCUGCACACACCAGUUGUCUCUGUGUAGGAUGGGAGACGAAGGCUGUCAGAAAAGUAAACAGUGAAUUUAACUCCAUGUCACAAUAAAAUGCAGUCAUUCUCAGCAACUUGAAUGGUCAUGUUUUAAGGUGAUUAGACUUAACUCUUAUUAUUUGUAGCAUUUUCUAUAACUUUUCCCCAUGUGCUAUGUAAGAUUUUGGUAGAGGAUUUGUUGUACAUCUACAUCACCUUUACAUAUUUGAUGCCCAUGCUUAAAAACUGCCAGGAAAUGACAGUUAUGUGGAGACAACACCCUCAGAAGAGGAUAAAUUGUGACCACAGCAGGAUCAUUAUAUAGUAUGUUCUGCUCAUGUGAUUUCUUGUACCUGAUGAAUAAACACAUAAAGAAUUACU